Molecule: messenger RNA, 246 nt
Organism: Coprinopsis cinerea okayama7#130
Lineage: Eukaryota; Fungi; Basidiomycota; Agaricomycetes; Agaricales; Psathyrellaceae
Exons: 2
Coding region: 1-246 (81 amino acids)
Source: RefSeq, a predicted model, not a curated record
AUGCGCCCAACCUUGGUCUCGACCUCCGUCAUCUCGCUGGCGAUAGCAGCGACGGCUGCGGCUGCUGCAUCCACAAAUUAUCCAACCGCUGUCAUCCCCGCCGCUCCAACGCAAAUGGAAACCGUUGCAGAAGCAAUCGAGAACGCAGAGUCACAGGGGAUCAACGUUGCCACUGUUGUAGGGAUCGGGAUUGGAAUGCUCUUCGCCAGUCAAGGACAGGAUAGUGGACGACGGGGACAACACUGA